Molecule: messenger RNA, 498 nt
Organism: Fonsecaea erecta
Lineage: Eukaryota; Fungi; Ascomycota; Eurotiomycetes; Chaetothyriales; Herpotrichiellaceae
Exons: 4
Coding region: 1-498 (165 amino acids)
Molecular function (GO): zinc ion binding
Source: RefSeq, a predicted model, not a curated record
AUGAAUCCUGCCUUCGAGAAACCCUCACAUGGUGUGGAAACACAGGCGAACGAAGUGUUGAUGCCCGGAGAUCUCCGUUUCCAACAGUCAAACGUCACCGGCACCCCAAAUAUGGGCCCAGGCCCCAUGCAGCCGCCGAGCCACGAGUACCCCGAGAAGGCCUACGGACACCCCCAGAUGCCAUCUCAACAACCGUAUGGUCAGCGCUCCGUGUCGGGCCAGUUCCGCCAGACCGUAGCCAUCCCCAAUCUCGGCAUGUCUGCGGCGCCCGUGGAUUGCCCGGCGUGCGGGCAGCGCGCCAUGACCAACGUCAGCUACCACACCGGCAACACUACGCAUGUCUGGGCCGGAGUCGCCUGCUGCUUGACCGGCCUCCUCUGCUUCGUGCCCUACCUCAUGAACUCGUUGAAGGACGUCCAGCACCGUUGUGGGGUCUGCGGCGUGUUGCUGGCCACCUGGCACAAGAGCGGCGUGGUCGAGGUUCACAUGCACGGCUGA